UCUGUAUCACAUAGCGCCAAACUGUUAGUGUGACGAUUAAGAUUCUGUUAAUUGGGAGUAAUAAAGUAAAAAUAAUGAUAUCGUGAAAUCGCGCUCAUAUUUUGUUCCACACGGCAUUCAGUCACGAACGUGCCUUCGCGAUUCGGGAACGCAUCGCGACCGUGUCAUUGCCCUUGCCUUGCCCGGCUGGAGCUGUCAAAAAAAUUAAAACAUGACCGAAGAGGAAAAGAAAAAAACUUUUUUAGGAUUUGAUUUUAGCACUCAAAGGCUCAAAGCAUUGGUUAUUGGUGAAGAUUAUGGAGUUUUACAUGAGGCUGAUGUGGAGUUUGAUGUGGAUCUCCCAGAAUUCAGAACUUCAGGAGGAGUUCAGCGAGGCCAGCAACGGGGGGAGGUGACAGCACCCCCUCUGCUGUGGGUGAAAGCUCUGGACAUGGUGAUGGACCGCCUUGUGGUUGCCGGAGUAGACUUCUCCACUAUUGAAGCUUUAUCAGGAGCUGCUCAACAACAUGGCUCAGUGUGGUGGUCAAAAGACGCUGAAGCGAAGCUGGGAAGUCUAUCCCCAGAAGACUUCCUCCACACUCAGCUAGCCACGGCGUUCGUGACGGAAUCUCCUGUGUGGAUGGACUCCAGCACUAGUGCUGACUGCAGAGCCCUGGAGGAAGCCGUUGGAGGGCCGGAGGAGCUAGCAAAGAUCACAGGGUCGACCGCUUACGAGCGUUUCACGGGCCCUCAGAUCCGAAAGAUGUUCCGUUCGAAGCCGCGCGCCUACCACGCGGCCGCGAGAAUUUCCCUCGUGUCGUCGUUCGCGUGCUCCCUAUUUUUAGGGAAAAUCGCGCCAAUUGACCUCUCUGAUGGGUCAGGGAUGAAUCUCUUGGAUAUUCGGGAAAUGAAGUGGCAUGAAAAGGCUAUGAGGGCAUGUGGCGACGAAACUCUAGAAGACAAGUUGGGUGCUCCGGUGCCCACGGCGACGGUGUUGGGCGACGUCUCCCCGUACUACGUGGGCCGGUACGGGUUCAAACCCGACUGCAAAGUUAUUGCUUUCACAGGGGAUAACUGUUCCGCGCUCGCUGGUCUUCGCCUGCGAUCGGGCUGGGUGGGCCUGAGUCUCGGCACCAGCGACACGUUACUGCUGGGGCUCUCGGCCCCCGCCGCGCCCCUCGCCGGCCACGUGUUGGUGGGCCCCACACCCGCCGCCAAAUACAUGGCCUUAUUGUGCUUCUCUAACGGGUCAUUGACCAGGCAGAACCAUAGAGACAGGCUGGCGGAGAAGAGUUGGGACGCCUUCAAUGAUCUGCUGAGAGCGACCGUCAGGGGCAACAUGGGGUAUAUGGGUAUCUACUACGACACAGACGAGAUAGUGCCGCGCGCGGCGGCGGGCCGCUGGCUGCGGGACGGCGGCGGGCGCGCGCUGCGCUCGCUGGGCGCGCCGUUCGAGGCGCGCGCGCUGCUCGAGGGGCAGGCGCUGGCCAGGCGGGUGCACGCCGAGGAGAUGGGCUUCCGGCUGGAUUCAUCGUCCCGCGUGAUAGCGACGGGCGGCGCGUCCGUCAAUAAAGAGUUGCUGCAAAUAUUCGCUGACGUUUUCAAUACGCCGGUAUUUGUGCAGAAUGAACACGGCAACGCAGCGUUGUUGGGCGCCGCUAUACGGGCCGCCGACGUGUGGAGCGCUUAUUUGGGAAUUACUUUACCGGGAGCGGAACCUACAGUAUCUCCUGUGGCCACGCCGUAUCCCGACCACGACACGAUCUACACGCCAAUGAUGGCCCGCUAUCGGGAGAUCAUACAAACUUUACCCAAACUUGUGUGAGGGUAUAUACAUAUAUCAUACAAACUAUUAAAAUUUGUAUGACAGAUCUUAUAUACUGUACUCAAAAUUGUAUGAUAGUUCACACAUACAUGAAGAUCAUACAACUAAAUUGUAUGGCAGUUCAUACACACUCUCCCAAAACUUGUAUGACAAACACUAUUAAACUAUGCUGAAGAAAUUAUAUGCAAAUGCUUUUAUCACGCUUGGAUUUAAACUGGAUGUAUUGACAUUUAAAAAAAAGUACUAAUUGAGAACGCAUUUAUAAAAUCCAAUCUAGAUAGUCUUUCUAAAACGAUUUAACACUUUAUUGUUGUAACAGAAUUACGAUAGAUACCUUGACUUCCUAUAUUCUUAUUUACAUGUAUAGAGAGCACCUUUAUUUCUUGCGAAAAGAAAGGGACUAUUUAAUACAACUAUUAUUACCUCAUAAUAGUUUUCUGUUAAGUAAUGGGUAAACUUAACUAGUCUGCGUUAUAAUAAUUUAUUAUAUAUAAUAGACAUCACUAAGAGAUUAAUUGUGUGAUAAUGAAAAGCAACAUUCCAUUUUAAGUAAAGAACUACUACUAUUUAUUUCGUUUGUACCGUUUUUUUUUUUUGAUGUUAGCUGUUUUUUUUUCUGGGUGACAAUAUGAAAAUUAAUCUUAUAAUCAGUGAAAUAAGGUUGAUAUUUUUUUUGAUUAAUAUUGAGAUUUUUUCUAUCUAAGUAUAAGGAUAAAAUAAUAAUUAGAAAUGGUUUAUUUUUUAUUUAUUAAUUUUAAUCUCAAUCUCAUUGUCAACAAUGGUGCUUGCGCGUGCAAUAUAUUUACAUUCCGAAAGGUGGCCUUGUAUUUAGAAGAGGGUAAUCCGCUAAUUAGUGCUUUGUUAUUUUUUACAUUUUACACGAUUUUUAUUAAAUGUUUACUAAAA
Amyelois transitella is the source of this 2710-nucleotide messenger RNA. Its product is annotated as xylulose kinase. Gene Ontology annotation, molecular function: D-xylulokinase activity. The coding region runs from base 212 to 1804 and encodes 530 amino acids. Gene Ontology annotation, biological process: xylulose metabolic process; D-xylose metabolic process. The record is from RefSeq and is a predicted model, not a curated record. Lineage: Eukaryota; Metazoa; Arthropoda; Insecta; Lepidoptera; Pyralidae. The transcript is spliced from 11 exons. Gene Ontology annotation, cellular component: cytosol.